Molecule: messenger RNA, 1006 nt
Organism: Scomber japonicus (chub mackerel)
Lineage: Eukaryota; Metazoa; Chordata; Actinopteri; Scombriformes; Scombridae
Product: NACHT, LRR and PYD domains-containing protein 1b allele 2-like
Exons: 5
Coding region: 1-975 (324 amino acids)
Biological process (GO): regulation of apoptotic process
Source: RefSeq, a predicted model, not a curated record
AUGGUUCAGGAGGCGGAGCUACAGUACAGGACUGUCCAAUGGGACGAAAGACUUCUACAACCAGCUGGCAAGACGGCUGCAGGUCCGCUGUUCAACAUCCACAGUCCUGACGGUGCUGUCAGUCAGCUCCACCUGCCACACUGUGAAAUCAUGGAUGCUCCGCUACCUGAAGGUCUGCUGUCUGUCGUCCACAUCACUGAUGAUGGAAUGAGCUUCUUGGAGCCGCUGGAGAUUACAGACACUCAUGUGGUUGUGAACGUCCCUCACUUCUCUCUCCUGGGCCUCGUCUGGGACGUUGUUCAGAGGUUUAUGAACAUCAUACGACCAAUCAGUGGCCAGGUUCUGCUGUUCCUCCGACCUCCACGUGGUGAUAAUCGAAUACUUGACGUAUUACUGCUGCAGAGCAACAUUCCUCUGAGUGAGGUUGCCGCCCAACAAGAACCAGCUGAGUACAUUAAGAUCACCUCCAAAUGUCAUCUCACCGUUGGUCAAAGCUACAGUGUUCACUGUGAACCUGAAGACUACAGAAUCCAGCCUAAGGAUUCAACAUUUGAACCAGACUAUGGACCAAACUUCUUCCCAACAUUUGAGGUUUUCCUCACUGCAAACCAAGAGGAAGUGACUCUGAUGGUCCAAAACCAAGAGAGGGCACCGGUGUGGAAUCGGGUGGUGAAACUGACAGGUCCAACAAGUGGAAAUGUGUUCGUCCCAGCAGAGAAGAAGCUGCUGAGGGUUCGGGAACAGUUUGUUAGCAGAGUGUCUGAACCUAAUCUAGACCAGCUUCUGGAUAAACUUCUUGGGUUUGGUGUUAUAAAUGAUGGUGAAAUGGAGUCGGCCAGAACAGGAACGCGAGUGGACAAAGCUCGUAAAGUGAUCGACAUGGUGCGAAGAAAAGGAAGUGAAGCCAGCUCAGAUUUUAUUGUUGCCCUCUGUGAGGUGGAUCCAAACCUUUCCACACAGCUCAACUUAAGCUGAGUGUGAAGAUGAAACUGUACAACAGCUGACU